Molecule: messenger RNA, 2190 nt
Organism: Ictalurus punctatus (channel catfish)
Lineage: Eukaryota; Metazoa; Chordata; Actinopteri; Siluriformes; Ictaluridae
Product: transcription factor Adf-1
Exons: 3
Coding region: 96-857 (253 amino acids)
Biological process (GO): regulation of transcription by RNA polymerase II
Cellular component (GO): nucleus; transcription regulator complex
Molecular function (GO): DNA binding
Source: RefSeq, a predicted model, not a curated record
UGAGCACACGUCGAUAUGUGAAGAGGAAGAAGAAGCAGCCGCAGCAGCAGCAGCAAUAACAAUAACAACAGCAGCAGCAGCAGAUACUAAGAAGCAUGAUGAAUGUUGAGCUGUUGGUGUCUUUGGUGUCUGAACGCCGAGAGCUUUAUGAUAAACGCCACAGCGACUAUAAAAACAUUGAUAAGAGGGAGUUGUUGUGGCAAGAAAUUGCAGAUCAAACAGGAUUCGACGUGGAGGAGGUUAAACUGAAGUGGAAGAGUUUACGCGAUACAUACACGAGGAAAAAGCGUGAGGAGGACUGCAGGAGUGGACAGACUGCUAAAAACAAGAAGCAGUGGAAAUACAUGAAGGUGAUGGAGUUCCUCGCAACAUCAACUGAAUUUCGAAGCAACAUUUCUGAAAACACUGAUGAAGUGGAUGACCAAAACGAUGCAAGUGAAAGCGAACGAGCGAGCACUUCUUCAGGACUGUCCGUCCCCAGCCCAGCAGUGAUUAGGUCUAGUGCGGGGAAGAGAAAGUGGUCAGAGAUGCCGGACUUCUUGGAGAAGUAUCUGCUAUCCAAAGAAUCCAGGGAAAGAGAGAAAGAGGAGCGCAGAGAGCAACGAAGAGCGCAAAAGAGAGCACUAAAGAACGAUGACAUUUACUUUUUUAUUCAUAGCUUGGUACCUGCAUUAAAGAGAUUGUCCCCACCCCAGCUGUCUUCAGUCAAACUUCAAAUACAACAGUUAUUGCACGAUGCUGAGUUUGGUCAGCCCUCUUUUUCUCAGUUUCCUCACCAAUCACCUACGUCCUUACAUCAGGUCACCCCGGAGACCGCUACAAACUAUGAGUGCUCUGCCCGGUCAAAAAGUGUGUGAAUGUCUUUUUGCAAACAUUUAAAUACUGACGCUGUUCUUCUUCUCAGUGCUAAGCCAGCUGUCAGAAAUGGAAAGUUGUGCAGCGCCACCUUGUGUACCAGGGGAUUUCUGCUUUUCAAUAAGCUCCGUCUACUGUCAGGGAGUGAAAUUGCACUUUCAUUUAGUGCUUGAUCGAGUUUAACUAUGGGGUUGGAAUUGUUUCAUAAUUCCAAAUAAAUAGAUUACGAUCUGCAAAUAAAUGUAGUGAGAUUUACAAAAAUUAAACAUUCACAGUUACAUUGAACAGGGGCCAAUCGGAUAACUGCCACAUUGCACUGACCAAUUGUAGCACAUUAUCACGCCAACCAAUAACGUUUUGUUUUAUAGUCAGUCUGCCAAGAGAUGUCUAAAAUCUUGCUAACUAAUUGAGCUUUUCUCACAAUUUGAUCAACUUUUCAUAGUGGAAUGAACACAAGCUUAAUCAGUUCAGUCUGUAAAAUGUCUGUGAUGCACAUGCACUGUCAGUCAUCAACAAAACAGCAGAUAACAAGAAAUUUAGCAGAACACAACAAAUGGAUGAAUUAAUCUACAGUUAUUUCAGCAUAAACAUAGUGGUGACAAUGAUAAUUUGAGUGAAGAAACGGCAACAAGGCUGUCAUCACAUCACACCUCAUGAGAGCAGACGGGGUGAUGGUUCAUGUUGUUCAUUCACUGUUUGUCCAUGUACUUAUGUAAUUUGUUUUUGUGACUCAUAUGCAAACUUGUGGAUCAUCAGAUCUUUUGAUUCAGAUAAACUCCAUUUCAUGUGACAUCACUUUCAUCAUAGUCAACAAUCUUGGCAGAAUGGAGAAAGCAAUGGAGGAAGGAAGGCAGGGAAAAAUAGACAUCAGCAUCAAAGUAGCACAAACACUGCUGUGCCUUCUCUGAGUACCCCUGAAUACAUUUGAGUUCUCAGCAGUUUGGUAGAGCACAUUUUGAGUCACUACAUCUUAUUGAAAAAUAUGUUAAAUUAACACAGCCUGAUUGAGCCAUCUCUACCACUUAGUUUAGGUUUGUUAUGUUAAAAACAUACACAUAAACAUUCACUAAAUGUUGCUGUGUCUAUAUGUCGUGUGCCUUUUCAGUUUGCCUUCUUAGAGGAAGUUAGCAACAAGAAAGACACUCCAGACAUCCGCCUCUGGGCUUUAUUUGAACUUUUUUUUUUUGUAUUUAGUAAAUGUACUUAUACUCUUACCAUGAAGUGACUUUGGUAUACAAAAAAAUACAAAAAAAAAACUGUGGGGUCUUUUUUUAAAAAAAACAAAACAUUGUUUGUUGUUUAUUUAUUGCCCCAAGGAAAUAAAAAAUUCAAAGA